AUGGGCGCCUAUCUCUAUGGGCGCCUAUCUCUAUGGGUGCCUAUCUCUUUGGGCGCCUAUCUCUAUGGGCGCCUAUCUCUAGGGGUGCCUAUCUCUAGGGGCGCCUAUCUCUAUGGGCGCCUAUCUCUAUGGGCGCCUAUCUCUACGGGCGCCUAUCUCUAUGGGCGCCUAUCUCUAGGGGCACCUAUCUCUAGUGGCGCCUAUCUCUAUGGGCGCCUAUCUCUAGGGGCGCCUAUCUCUAUGGGCGCCUAUCUCUAUGGGCGCCUAUCUCUAUGGGUGCCUAUCUCUUUGGGCGCCUAUCUCUAUGGGCGCCUAUCUCUAGGGGUGCCUAUCUCUAGGGGGCGCCUAUCUCUAUGUGCGCCUAUCUCUAUGGGCGCCUAUCUCUAUGGGCGCCUAUCCCUAUGGGUGCCUAUCUCUUUGGGCGCCUAUCUCUAUGGGCGCCUAUCUCUAUGGGCGCCUAUCCCUAUGAGUGCCUAUCUCUUUGGGCGCCUAUCUCUAUGGGCGCCUAUCUCUAGGGGCGCCUAUCUCUAUGGGCGCCUAUCUCUAUGGGCGCCUAUCUCUAUGGGCGCCUAUCUCUAUGGGUGCCUAUCUCUUUGGGCGCCUAUCUCUAUGGGCGCCUAUCUCUAG
Messenger RNA from Closterium sp. NIES-65, 627 nucleotides. The record is from the annotation of a GenBank genome assembly. Lineage: Eukaryota; Viridiplantae; Streptophyta; Zygnematophyceae; Desmidiales; Closteriaceae.